UCGAGAAUGCCGCACGUGUAUUUCUCACGCUCCUCGUUGUGUUAUCCCAUGUGAUAAAAUGGGAGUGUUAGAUAGGACCGCGUCAGCGUUCCUAACAGUAGCACACGCCCUGUCAGUGCUCAGGCCUGGCGGGAAGAGUCGGGAUGGCCAGCACAAACUGAACGUGACUGUUCACGAGGGGAAGGUCGGCCGCCAGAGCCAGAGCAAGUAUCUAGUGACACUUCGUGUCGGGAAAGAAAAGAAGACAACAAAGAAGAAGAGAUCAGACGGUCUCCUCUGGGAUUACGGGGCCGAAUUCUUACACUGGACGCCGGCAGACCCACUGAUCCUUAAACUCCGCAAGGCAAAGCGGUGCAAAGACAAGACCGUCGCCGUGCUUUCUCUAGAUGUCGCAGCUGCAAUAGAGUCGGUGGACGGCUUGCCGAACCGAUGGUGGUAUGCCUUGGAUAGAAUCGACAAAAGCGGGCGUCAGAAGGAAGAGGCAUUCCUGCAAGUCACGGUGACUGUCGAUGGUGUGGAGGGGAAACUUGGUUCUACUCAGGACCAAGACCGUGCCAAGCCAGUCCAGGAGACUGUGCAGCCAGCAGCGCCAGAGAACCCAGAGACCACCUCUCCACCAUCCGCGGGCGGAGAUGCCGUAGCCGCUCCCUCAUCAACAAGCUCGGCGCCCAGUCAGUCUGCCAAGCCGUCUACCAAAAGAAAGGUCAAGCUAAGGCGAGAGCAUGGUCGAUCAAUUUCCCAAGAUGGGGAGACAAUUCAGUAUACCCAAGAUCGGGAGAUAAAUAAUGAUACCCAAGAUGUGGAGAUAAAUAAGGAUACCCAAGAUGGGGAGAUCGAUGAGGAUACUCAAGAUGUGGAGAUCGAUGAGGAUACCCAAGAUGGGGAGAUUGAUGAGGAUACCCAUGAUGUGGAGAUCAAUGAGGAUACCCAAGAUGGGGAGAUUGAUGAGGAUACCCAAGAUGUGGAGAUCAAUGAGGAUACCCAAGAUGGGGAGAUUGAUGAGGAUACCCAAGAUAGGGAGAUCGAUGAGGAUACCCAAGAUAGGGAGAUUGAUGAGGAUACCCAAGAUGGGGAGAUCGAUGAGGAUACCCAAGAUGUGGAGAUCGAUGAGGAUACCCAAGAUGGGGAGAUUGAUGAGGAUACCCAAGAUAGGGAGAUCGAUGAGGAUACCCAAGAUAGGGAGAUCGAUGAGGAUACCCAAGAUGGGGAGAUUGAUGAGGAUACCCAAGAUAGGGAGAUUGAUGAGGAUACCCAAGAUGGGGAGAUCGAUGAGGAUACCCAAGGUUGGGAGAUCGAUGAGGAUACCCAAGAUGUGGAGAUCGAUGAGGAUACCCAAGAUGUGGAGAUCAAUGAGGAUACCCAAGAUGUGGAGAUCAAUGAGGAUAUCCAUGAUGGGGAGAUCAAUGAGGAUACCCAAGAUGUGGAGAUCAAUGAGGAUACCAAAGAUGUGGAGAUCAAUGAGGAUACCCAAGAUAUCAAUGAGGAUACCCAAGAUGUGGAGAUCAAUGAGGAUACCCAUGAUGGGGAGAUCAAUGAGGAUACCCAUGAUGGGGAGAUCAAUGAGGGUACCCAAGAUGUGGAGAUCAAUGAGGAUACCCAAGAUGGGGAGAUCAAUGAGGAUACCCAUGAUGGGGAGAUCAAUGAGGAUACCCAAGAUGUGGAGAUCAAUGAGGAUACCCAAGAUAUCAAUGAGGAUACCCAAGAUGGGGAGAUCAAUGAGGAUACCCAUGAUGGGGAGAUCAAUGAGGAUACCCAAGAUGGGGAGAUCAAUGAGGAUACCCAAGAUGUGGAGAUCAAUGAGGACACCCAAGAUGGGGAGAUCAAUGAGGAUACCCAAGGUGGGGAGAUCGAUGAGGAUACCCAAGAUGGGGAGAUCGAUGAGGAUACCCAAGAUUGGGAGGUCAAUGAGGAUACUCAAGAUGUGGAGAUCGAUGAGGAUACCCAAGAUUGGGAGGUCAAUGAGGAUACUCAAGAUGAGGAGAUCGAUGAGGAUACCCAAGGUUGGGAGACAAGUCAGAAUACCCAAGAUGGGGACACAGAAGGCACAUUAGAGAUAACCUCUACUACAGGAAAGGGCAGGCCACGCUGUUCCUCAGUCUCAUCGGAAGGAGAGGCGGGAACGUCAGAGAGCAGCCGCCGCACGGACACAUCACCACCGUCCGCAGCCGGCGAUGUCGCAGACGACAAGCCGGAGUCUCCCCCAACAACAUCCAGCCCACCUGUCUCAUCCAACACACCGGACCAGACCGGUACAAGCUGCAAAUGGGAGGGUGAUGUCAUGGCGGGCCCAGAGGGUCACUCAUCUCGUGACAAGGACGUGGACGUCUCCCCUGUAUCCAUUGAUGUGGACAUUUCCACUGGAUACAUGGACUCCGGACGGGGUGAAGACGAGAAGACAGAGUCUUCCCCAACAACAGGCCAGACAUCCAGACCACCUGCCUCAUCCAACACACCGGACCAGGCAGCUACGAGUGGCAGUGGAGAGGGCGAUGUCAUGGUGGGCCCAGAGGGUCACUCAUCUCGUGACAAGGACGUGGAAGUCUCCCCUGUAUCCAUUGAUGUGGACAGUUCCACUGGAUAUAUUGACCCCGGCCGGGGUCAUGACCCAGUCGAGCCCGGGUUCUCCGAGAAGACGGUAACGUUAGAGAAGCCGGGGACUUUAGAAGCGCUGAAAGAAAUGAUUGAAGGCGCGGAGCUCGAGGUUCCACAAAUGGCCACUACUGUGGACAACGACUCUGGACAGGGUCAAGUUGCAGACGACAAGCCAGAGUCUUCCCCAACAACAAGCCCGACAUCCAGCCCACCUGCCUCAUCCAACACACCGGACCAGGCAGCUACGAGUGGCAAAGGGGAGGGCGAUGUCAUGGCGGGCCCAGAGGGUCACUCAUCUCGAGACAAGGACGAAGAGAAGCCAGAAACGUCAGCGGAGCUGAAAGAAAUGAUUGAAGGCGCGGAGCUCGAGGUUCCACAAGUGGCCACUACUGCGGGCUGCCACACAGAGGACAACUCCGGACGGAGUCAGGCCCCAGCCGAGACCGAGCCCCCAAAAGACACGGUGUCACCAGACAACUCUACCAGCGACGCGGACUCAGACAGGCCUGACACGGCAUCAUCUCCACAGGGAGGAGGAGUGACUCUUCCACUUACCAACCCACCACCCCGCCACAAGGAUGCAGAUGACCCGACGUACGAAUUAUUAAUCUGGUCAAUCGAAGACAAGUGGGGGGACAUAAUGUCGAAGAGACAGUAUGCGGAUGAACUUUAUACUUAUGCCAACACCCUCCGAUCGAAGCUCGAGGCGACCGUCCCUCACGUUCUAAAUUACACCGUCAUUAAAAAUCUGGCGGCAAAGGUGCCCAAGUGCCCGGAUUACGAGUUACCAGACACACAGGGGAUGAGUUUAGAGGAUCUUCAACACAUCAGAGACACUCUGACUAAGUUAUUGAAAAAGGAAGAGGAGCGGGCAACGUACCUCAGACGAUGGUACAUAGAUGAAUUAUGUGCAGUGGCCAUGCGGGAAGCGCCUCAAGUCUUGGAAACACUAAAGUAA
Branchiostoma belcheri (Belcher's lancelet) is the source of this 3550-nucleotide messenger RNA. Its product is annotated as dentin sialophosphoprotein-like. The record is from RefSeq and is a predicted model, not a curated record. NCBI's taxonomy places the organism in Eukaryota, Metazoa, Chordata, Leptocardii, Amphioxiformes, Branchiostomatidae. The coding region runs from base 59 to 3550 and encodes 1163 amino acids. Gene Ontology annotation, biological process: positive regulation of transcription of Notch receptor target. The transcript is spliced from 8 exons. Gene Ontology annotation, molecular function: transcription coactivator activity.